AACACUGUAGAGCUUUCAACACUGGGACGCCAACACGCCACGGACAUCGGCACAUGUGACACUUCAUUUGGAAAAAUAUAAAAAUAAAGAAAACUAUAUUUUGCAGCAUAAUGGAGCCAAGCCACAUCCAUAAAGUAUUUGUCGAUGUGGAUCAGCUGUUAUCCACACUUCUAGAGGAAAACGUACAGAAAUUAAGUCCCAGUGCAAUGGGAUUCUUCAGCGUUGAUAGAGAUCAUGAUUUUUACAACGACGCGAGCCAGUUGGGGCUCAUCAAGAUGCCGGAGGCGCAAAAAUACCCCCUCGACAUGAACAAGGAGAUGCAUCCCAAAUAUUCCAAGAAGUAUAAGCACAUCUACGAAGACUACUUGGACCCCCUGCUCCAAUACAUGAUUGCCAACCCGACGCGCUUUUUCGCCGCCAAAGAGGACGGCCAAGGAGUCCUAGAAACGAUUAAGAUGGUCACCCAAGGAGAACUACUCCAGGAGUUGAUGUGUACGCCAUACAACCACACUGAAAACUGGCGUAUCGUGGCCACUCGAUACAAGAACACAUCCUAUAUGUGUCUCGACGUUCCGGACGGGGCUGACAAUGCCAAGCAGCGGCGGCUCAACAAUCACGAGGGAGUACUGAAGCGCAUCAUCCAUAACGGAGGGGAGGAGCCUUUACUGAAGUUUUGGGAAAACUACUCCCAAUACAAAAACGUGUUUUUGGGCAAACUGGACGAGGACGUGUCAAUCUUGUAUGACGCCCCCAUGGGCGGAGCUCGUAUCACAGACAAGUUCGCCGACUCGCCUCUCGAGUUGUCGAACCUGCGGUUCAUGGACUUCAGGCUGGGAUGCUGUGUGUUCGACAGCAGUAUCCACACCGUCAAGAACAGCUCGCGCUGCUACGAACCCAUGGAGGCCCUCGGAUGGUGGUCGGAGUGCUACCUCAAGCAAGUCAACCACAUCUAUGUCGGCUGUUGCAAUCCACUAGGGUGCGUGAACUGCCUAAGAACUGCGACGCCCAGUCGUCUCAUCCAUCAGAACUCAAAAGCCUGGUCACCGUCCUAUUGUCACAUGUUUCUGGCAAACACACUGCGCGAAAUGAUGAAGGAGAUGGAGGGAACGGAUGACUCGUGCGUCACCAUGGAGUUUAACUAUGUCGCCGAGGAGCGCAAGAUAUAUGUCAGCAAGGAAGCCAACCGCGUUCCUCUUUUAUCCCACCAGUAUGUCCAGAUGAUGGAGACCGACGAGUGAGUGAGACCGAUGAGUGACCCACGCCAUAGAGAUUUCUGUGAUUAUUAAGACCACCUUCUUGGCUGAGCCAAAUGCCGACCAUUUGAUUAUUUGAUU
Molecule: messenger RNA, 1334 nt
Organism: Drosophila bipectinata
Lineage: Eukaryota; Metazoa; Arthropoda; Insecta; Diptera; Drosophilidae
Product: protein cutoff-like
Biological process (GO): NAD-cap decapping; nuclear-transcribed mRNA catabolic process
Cellular component (GO): cytosol; nucleus
Molecular function (GO): mRNA 5'-diphosphatase activity
Source: RefSeq, a predicted model, not a curated record